Messenger RNA from Symbiodinium pilosum, 1461 nucleotides. Lineage: Eukaryota; Dinophyceae; Suessiales; Symbiodiniaceae. The record is from the annotation of a GenBank genome assembly.
AUGCUAGGUGAGGAGAAGUACAAGCCUGAGGAACCCUCGGCAGAUCCCACUUCCAGUACAGAUGUUGCAGUGGUUCAGAAGCCGCGACGGUUGAAGAAGGCAGCGACUCGAGCGCGGCUCGAGGAACGCAGCACUUCACCUCGUCCUCCAGAAGCAGACAAGGAACCCACAGUUCCGACCACAGAGGUGCGACCUUGCGACUGCUGUGGUGAGAUGAGAAAAACCACAAACUUCUCCCGUGGUGAUGAGACCCAGUGGCUCUGCGCUGCUUGCCAGCUCACCAAUGGAGGCCUUGCCUUUGGGGCCAGGCAAAAGCAGAAAAGGCUCAACGUAACAGCUGCGUUGAAGCCCCAGCCAGUGUUUAAAAGGCAAAACAGCGACAAGCUGCUCAGGAGCAAGCUGAGUGCUGCUUCCGACGACGAGAACAGCGAGAACGCCUCAAAUGCUGGAAGAGCGAGAAGGCGUGGCAGAUGCAAGACCAACAACAAUGACACUGGCUUGGCAAGCAAUAGCAAUAGCCUUGCACCGCCUGAUGCGGACGGUGGAACGCCCCAGAGAAGAGCUAAGCUCAUGCGGGCGAACACCGCCAAUCUGGGCGGCAUUGAUAAGAGGAGCAACGUCAGCAGUGAAGGAAGCCAGGCACUGGAAGCCAAGGAGCUGCUGACCAGUGUCAAGGAACCAAAGGCCGGUGAGCAUCGCAAGAAGGUCCCAGACAAGCCCGCCACGGCGGAGCUGUCAGAUGGUGAGGGCGUCAAGGUGCCCCCGCUACCUCAGCGCACGCUGCCCGGCGGCUACACCGUCGGCGAAAGAGCAGUGACGCUCAUUUCCAGAGAGGCGCAAAACCAGACGCUCCUCAUGGAACUGGGUCAGGAGGGCAACAUCGUUGGUGCAGUGGAGCGUCGCUUCGGAGCCGAAGUGGACCUCCGUCUGUUGGUCCAGUUCCCAAAGGGCGUUUGCUGGUGGCUUUCGCCAUUCCAGAUCAGUCAGCCAGCUCAAUUCGGGGCAGCGCGGGCUGCUGGAAUAUUUGGCUUCAGCUGGGGGUGCCGGGUGAAGUCUUUAAUCACCCUGCUCAAUCCACCUUCCCAGCAGCCACACCAGGAGCUUUGGUUGGGCGACGAGGGUACAGUAGUUGGACCAUCGGUGGUCAAAGGCAAGCUCGCAGUCCGAUUUGACAAUGGAAUCGGCGAGUGGAGCAUUUGGCCCUGCCUUAUUUGCAAGACAGAGGCCUAUGAGGAAGCUGUUCAGGAGAAGAUCCUGGGAUUCGCACGGGGCGAUAGAGUCCGUUGCUUGGGCCAGGUCUUUGGCUCUCGCAGCUUUGAUGAGACCAGACUAGCCGUGGCAGAUGGGGAGGAGGGCACCAUAGUUGGACCUGGCCAUGCGUCUGGCAAGGCCAUACCUUGUAACAGUAAUAAUGCCUUUCUGCCACCCUGUACCGUGGGGGGGGGGUGCCAAGGCAUUUAG